AUGAAGCGCACCACUGUUUAUGACAGAAAUUUAAAAGCCAAGCGCGAGGUCUCUGUCAGCGCUUUCCACUUUCUUUUCUCAGAAAUCGUCCAGUACUGCUUAGCGAAAGCAAAUAGUGAUGCCCAAGAACUAGAGCGACAAUUAGAAGAGCUCGGCCAGCCCCUUGGAGCAAAAUUUUUAGAAUUAGUGUGCUUUAGGGACAGAAAUUCUAAAAAAGACAUAAAUAUAAUAGAGUGCUUAAGAUUCAUCCACGGACCGCUCUGGAAAACGCUUUUUAAUAAAAAUGCAGAUGAGCUUGAACAAAACACAGAAGAGCACGACACCUUCAUGAUAAGCGAAAAAGAGCCAAGCCUUUGCAACCAGUUUGCUUGCCUCCCAAAAGGCGACGACUAUUUGAACUGUGGAGCUUUUGUUGCUGGGAUUAUUGAAGGAAUUUUAGCUUCUGCCAAUUUCCCUGCCAAAGUUUCAGCUAUUUUUAAAAAUGAUGAGGAGUCGAGAAAAACUGUUUUUCUAGUGAAAUUUAAUAGUGAUACAAUAGAUGGGAAUUAUUAA
Blepharisma stoltei is the source of this 552-nucleotide messenger RNA. NCBI's taxonomy places the organism in Eukaryota, Ciliophora, Heterotrichea, Heterotrichida, Blepharismidae. The record is from the annotation of a GenBank genome assembly.